Amborella trichopoda is the source of this 1462-nucleotide messenger RNA. RefSeq lists its product as uncharacterized. The record is from RefSeq and is a predicted model, not a curated record. Lineage: Eukaryota; Viridiplantae; Streptophyta; Magnoliopsida; Amborellales; Amborellaceae.
UUUUUCAUAUUUGGUUGUUAAUGCAUUUCCCAUAUUUCUUUGUAACAAUCCAUUUGCAGAUAAUAUAUUACACAUUAAUGUAUUACGCGAGUUAUAUAUUUAACAAAAAUAUAUGUUUCCAUGUAUCUAAACGGCCUCUAAGGAAAUAUUAAUGGGAAAUAAUGAUCUCACUAAUUUUGCCCUAACAAAGAGGUUCUAUUACUUUCUCUUUCUCUCUCCCCCGCCCAACAAAUCGGUGUAUUAUACCCCCUUCAAGGUUUCCGCACAAUCUCCUGCCUAUUUAUUUGAAGCUUCUCUUCUCUUUUCUUCCAUCUCUGAUACUCUCCUCUCUUCCAUGACUUUCUCUCCGCUUCUGGUUCACCACUUAUUUCCUUCUUCUCUUUCCUCCACUCACCCUUUCUUUCUCCUCUCUCUCUCUUCUGUUGUGUUUCGCUUGUUUACUGAAGAGAGAGGAUGGAAGAGAUUGAAUCAGGCGAUUCUCGUGGGACAGGGAGUAGACUACCAUUCUUUGAUUUCUUUGGUGACUUGGAAGUGUCCAAGAUUGGUACAUAUUGGAAAGAAAACUCCUAGCCCUGUGGACAUGGACAAACCCUCCAAUGAUUUCAUGGAGAUCGAUUCAGACGAGAUGAUGAGCACGAGAGAAGAAACUACUGAGGAUGCAAUGACUCUAAAUAAUUGCAAUGGCGACGAGCAUGCUUUUGUUGCCAUUUUUCACCCUUCUUUUCACCUAACUAAGCAAACAAGAAGACUCUGCAACUUCGCAACGAUGAGCAAAAGACAAGAAACCAGUGAGAAAACGACUUUAAACAGUUGCAAUGGCGACGUGCACCCUCUUGGUGUAAUUUUUCACCCUCCCUUUCCCCUAACUGAGGAAACAAUAAGGCUCUGCAACUUCGCAAGACAAGCUACAAAACGGAAUCGUUCAUUGAAUUGCGGCCCUAGCGAUAGUUUCGUUGCGAUAAACACAAGUCGAAUGACAAACGAAAUUUCGGGCCGUUAUUCGCGCGGAUGGAAGACGGAAAACGAUGGCCGCCAUGCUGAUUGCGGAACCAGGGCGGAACACACGUUUUAUGAUGCCAUGGGGGUCAAGAAGCGGAAGGCAGAGGCUGAUUCCAUUGAGAAACCAUUCAUUUUACCACCUCCUCCUCCUCUCUCCCACUCACCAUCAUCGGAAGAAGCAAAGUAUGGGCAGGAAAGCAUUUCAAAUGAAGAAGUCUCUAAUGAAUCUUUGAAGCCAUUCUUGUCAUCUUUUUCGUCAUCGUCAGCAUUUGGCAUAGGACUAGGAUCCGAUGAGUGUGACUUAGACCUCAGAAUCAAGAGUUCAUCGUCAUCAUAGUCACAAAAUCGCAACAGUGUAACAUUCAUGAUUCAGAUAUCACCAAUAUAUGGUGCACAACAUUGUUUAUGAAAGAUAUCACCAAUAUAUGGUACACCAAUAAAAGGAUUAAGGACCUUUUAUUUC